Molecule: messenger RNA, 893 nt
Organism: Hibiscus syriacus
Lineage: Eukaryota; Viridiplantae; Streptophyta; Magnoliopsida; Malvales; Malvaceae
Product: acyl-protein thioesterase 2-like
Exons: 9
Coding region: 80-850 (256 amino acids)
Molecular function (GO): hydrolase activity
Source: RefSeq, a predicted model, not a curated record
GUUUUCUUCAUUAUAUCACCUAUUCUCAGAUUUUGCCUCAAGGUGGACUGUUUAGUUCAGUUUCUCAAGUAAACACAAAAUGAGCAAUUCAAAUAAUAACAUGGGCUCAGGUAGUAGAACUGCUAGAAGGAUAUUCGAAUUCGGAAGGACACAUGUGGUACGACCUAAAGGGAAACACCAGGCUACCAUAAUAUGGCUUCAUGGCCUCGGCGACAAUGGCUCGACCUGGUCUCAGCUCUUGGAAAGUCUUCCUCUUCCAAAUAUAAAAUGGAUUUGUCCAACUGCUCCUACUCGUCCUGUGGCUCUACUUGGGGGAUUUCCUUACUCUGCAUGGUUUGACGUUCGUGAGCUGUCGGCAGAUGGUCCGGAUGAUUGGGAGGGUUUAGAUGCCUCGGCAGCUCAUGUUGCAAACUUCUUGUCUACAGAGCCAUCUGAUGUUAAGGUCGGAAUUGGAGGCUUUAGCAUGGGUGCUGCAAUGGCCCUUUACUCUGCAACCGCUUUUGCUCUGGGGAGGUAUGGAAAUGGCAACCCAUACAACAUCAACCUAAGGGCAAUUGUUGGACUAAGUGGUUGGCUUCCAGGUUGGAGGUGCGUAAGGAACAAAAUAGAAGUAUCACAUGAAGCUGCAAGGCGUGCCGCAUCAUUGCCAAUUAUGCUUUGCCAUGGAACUUGUGAUGAUGUUGUCCCCUACAAAUACGGAGAAAUGUCUGCCCAUUCCUUGAGUGUAGCAGGAUUCCAGAACCUCAUUUUUAAAAUUUAUGAGGGGAUUGGUCAUUACACAGUCCCUAAAGAGAUGAAUGAGGUCUGCAAUUGGCUUACAGCAAGGCUGGGGCUCGAGGGAUCGCGCUAAAUAUAGCAAGGACUCGAUUUUUAUGUUGAACUAGCUACGGAAG